UGGUAAUAAAAGCCAAUAAAAGCUCUUGACUGAUUGAUACUAAAUGAUUGGUUCACUGAUUGCAAGAUAAUUGGUUGUAUUGAGUUUUCCACAAAAUCUACAAGUUGAAGCCGCAAUUAUGAUUGGUUGUUGAGAUUUCAUUAGCAUGAACGUAUAAAAUGUUCAGCAAUUGUCCUGAUCUAUUUUCCGUCUCUAAAUUAUUAUUAUUUAUAGCGUUUGCUAGUCACCAAACUCUACGCAGAACAAUAUUUCCAGUAUUUUGGCGUUACAAUGAAACUGGCGUUUGUAACUGGGUCAAACAAAGGCAUUGGGUAUAGCAUUGUUGAGAAGCUUGCAGAAUUUUAUAAAGCAUCAGGAGAAUGGGAUAUUUAUCUAACAGCUCGAAAUGUUGAGCUUGGUCAGGAAGCGGUGAAUAAGCUCAAUAACAAGGGUCUGAAUGUUAAAUUCCAUCAACUAGAUAUAACGGAUCCGGAUAGUCGAAAAGCAUUUUUAACAUUUAUAGAGAAAACCUAUCCUAAUGGAAUCAACAUUGCAGUGAAUAAUGCUGGGAUUUCCUAUAAACCUUAUUCUACAGCUCCAUUUGGAGAGCAAGCUCGAGUCACCUUAAACACUAAUUUCACUUCGACCAUUGAUUUUACAGAAGAGUUCAUUCCUUUACUAGCUGAAAAUGCCAGAGUCGUCAAUGUAUCUUCUACUCUAUCUUUGGUCAAUUUGAAGAAUCUUAGUGAUGAUCUGUACAAAAGGAUCGUUGGGAAAAUGAAUCUAUCUGAGUUGAAAGAACUUAUGGAGGAAUUUGUAAAGUCUGCUGAGGAUGGUACUUAUUCUGAAAAAGGUUGGCCGUCAAGUGCGUAUGGAGUAUCUAAAGUAGGCCUGACGAAAGCUUCAUAUAUUUUGGGUGAAAUGCUGAAAGAUGACCCGAGAGGCAUUGUGAUAAAUUCGUGUUGUCCUGGUUGGGUUGUCACUGAUAUGACCGACCAGCAGGGAUGGAAGACAACCGAUGAAGGUGCUGAUACACCAUUUUAUUUGGCCACAUUACCAAUUGGCUCAAAAGAACCAGUCAAUCAAUUUGUGUACGAAAGGAAGGUGGUUAAUUGGUGCAAAUGAUUUGAGGAAGUUGCACAGAAUGUGUUAGCUGAAUUUUCUUGUGAACAUUUGUAAUGCUAGAGGCUUGUUUUAAUGUUUGUUAAGCGAUGAAUCAUGAUGUUUCUUAGUCUAGUCUUUCUAUGAAUAGAAGCUGUUUAUACCUAUGGUUUAUAUUCGUAUUCUUACCAUCAUGAUUAUGUGUUCGACUGAACCAUGUUUUAUUAAAAAUAAAUGUUCUUUGGUUUCUUCAA
Schistosoma turkestanicum is the source of this 1334-nucleotide messenger RNA. Lineage: Eukaryota; Metazoa; Platyhelminthes; Trematoda; Strigeidida; Schistosomatidae. The record is from the annotation of a GenBank genome assembly.